AUGUCCGCUCCCAAGACCAUAUUUGCGUCCAAGACUACGUUUGAUGCCCUCGCUGUAGACUCUGGUGAGGAAACAGAAGAGGAGCAUCUGUCUGAUGCCGAAAACGCACAGGGGAGUGCGCCCAAGGAACCCGUUAAACCAACCAAAUCCGCCAUUAAAAAAGCUCAACGUGUUGCCCGUAUGGAAGCGAGACAACGCGAAAAGCAAAACAAGGCAGCAGCAAGAAGGAAAGAGGCAUCUGGAGCCAGCAGCGACGACACCCCAGCCGACCCGAAAUGCCUAAACCCAGUUGUUGAGGAGGCUUUAAUUGAGCCACCUGUGACUGGAAGAACCCCUGAGCUCACUUUUCCAACUGAGGCGGCCUUGCAGGAAAAAGACAGCUCUAAUGGGCCGACUUUUGUUUCCAAAGAAUCUCCAACCAUUGAAAAGGAAGGAUCUGUGGCGCCUAAGACGUCGCCUGCUUUACCUAUUCCCAAACCGAAAGUGGGAUCAAGAAUCAGCGAAAAUCACAUCUCCGUCGCCUCACCACCUUCAAAUGGGUCGGUAUCCAAGUCUGUUCCAGAGAAAGAUGGGGCCGUCGAUUCAGAGCAAAUCAAAAAAAGGCAAAAUGUAUUAACCCGUGUUAUCUGGACGUUUAUUAUGAUAGGUGGCUUCAUAGGUCUCUUGUUGCUUGGCCACACUUAUAUGAUCCUGUUGGUUAUGCUUUGCCAGACUUUGGUCUACAGGGAGGUUACAGCUCUGUUUUCACUCAAAACAGCAACCCCGGAGUCGCGAGACGUGGAACCCUUGAAAGGAAGAGACCCCUGGAGCAAGACCCUUAACUGGUACUUCUUCGCUGUUACAAACUAUUUCUUGUAUGGAGAAAGCAUCAUCUACUAUUUUAAGCAUGUAGUGUUUGCAGAUGCGAAUCUUCUACCAUUUGCCACAAAUCAUCGUAUGAUUAGCUUCACUCUAUACAUCAUAGGUUUCAUGGGUUUUGUGAUGUCUUUGAAGAAAGGGUACCUCAAGCAGCAAUUUGGCCUCUUCUGUUGGGUUCAUAUGAGUUUACUGUUGAUUGUUGUUUCUAGUCAUUUUAUUGUCAACAAUAUCUUGGAGGGACUCAUUUGGUUCUGGGUUCCCGCUUCGUUGGUGAUCUGCAAUGAUUGUUUUGCCUAUAUUUGGGGCGUCACCGUUGGCCGUACCCCUCUGAUCAAGCUUUCGCCGAAGAAGACGGUCGAAGGAUUUGUCGGCGCGUUCAUAAGCACUAUGAUUUUUUCCGUGUUUUGGGGUGCCUACUUCAUGAGAUUCAAUUACAUGAUCUGCCCUGUGCACGACCUUGGCGUAAGCGCAUGGAACUCAACUCAGUGCACACCAAACCCAGUGUUUGUAUGGAAAACUUGGAAACUUUGGCAACCACUUUCAUCGUUUCUGAAUUCAGUGACUGGUCACACCGUGAACACAAUCUCAUACGCUCCAUAUCAAUUCCACUUGCUAGUGCUUGCGGGUUUCGCGUCUCUUGUAGCGCCGUUCGGAGGGUUCUUCGCCUCUGGGUUCAAACGUGCUUUCAAUAUUAAAGAUUUUGGACAUAGCAUUCCAGGUCAUGGUGGAAUGACCGAUCGUAUGGAUUGCCAGUUCUUGAUGGGUAUUUUUACCUAUGUCUACUACAGCAGCCUCAUUCGAGUGCACCAUGUCACCGUAGGAGGGAUUUUGCAAACAAUCGUCAGCGGACUCACCGUCGAUCAGCAAUUGGAGCUUAUCAACGACCUUUCGAGAUACCUGGAGGGGCAAGGAAUCGUUGUCUCAUAA
Molecule: messenger RNA, 1785 nt
Organism: Psilocybe cubensis
Lineage: Eukaryota; Fungi; Basidiomycota; Agaricomycetes; Agaricales; Agrocybaceae
Exons: 7
Coding region: 1-1785 (594 amino acids)
Cellular component (GO): endoplasmic reticulum membrane
Molecular function (GO): phosphatidate cytidylyltransferase activity
Source: RefSeq, a predicted model, not a curated record